AAAAAACUAAUUCUUCCAAAAAGAGAUGAUUAUUCCUCACAAUGACCAGACAGCCUCUGCUUUCCUUUUGUUUUCUUCCAAGUGGAGAUUCAACCAUAAUAGAAAGAAUGGAGAACUAUUAACCACCUUUCUUCGGUGGGUUGUGAUUUUCAGAGAGGAAUGUUGAGAGGUGGUUUUCAAUGUUGGGACUCAAACGUAAAGACAGUAAAGGACAGAAAUCUUUGGCAGAGGUAAGAUCUUCUUCGGUCACCAUACUUGAGUUAACUGUAGGGAAGUGGAGGUUUCCAUCUGGAAUUCUAUAGCUUCUUCCAGGUCAUAGAGUCUACCCCCCACCUUCUGGUGUCUCCAGAUAUGAAGCAUGAAUGAAAAUGGGAAAUUUCCUGGCCUUCCUUCUUCUCAACUUUCAUGUCUGCGUCCUUUUGCUUCAGCUGCUCAUGCCUCACUCAGCUCAGUUUGCUGUGGUUGGACCGCCUGGGCCCAUCCUGGCCAUGGUAGGUGAAGAUGCUGAUCUGCCCUGUCACCUAUUCCCAACCAUGAGCGCAGAGACCAUGGAGCUGAGGUGGGUGAGUUCCAACCUAAGGCAGGUGGUGAACGUGUAUGCAGAUGGAAAGGAAGUGGAAGACAGGCAGAGUGCAGCGUAUCGAGGGAGAACUUCGAUUCUACGGGAUGGCAUCGCUGCAGGGAAGGCUGCUCUCCGAAUACACAACGUCACAGCCUCUGACAGUGGAAAGUACUUGUGUUAUUUCCAAGAUGGCGACUUCUAUGAAAAAGCCCUGGUGGAGCUGAAGGUUGCAGCACUGGGUUCUGAUCUUCACAUUGACGUGAAGGGUUAUGAGGAUGGAGGGAUCCAUCUGGAGUGCAGGUCCACUGGCUGGUACCCACAACCCCAAAUACAGUGGAGCAACGACAAGGGAGAGAACAUCCCGGCUGUGGAAGCACCUGUGUUUGCAGAUGGAGUGGGCCUGUAUGCAGUAGCAGCAUCCGUGAUCCUGAGAGGCAGCUCUGGGGAGGGUGUUUCCUGUACCAUCAGAAGUUCCCUCCUCGGCCUGGAAAAGACCGCCAGCAUUUCCAUCGCAGGCCCCUUCUUCAGGAGCGCCCAGAACUGGAUCGCUGCCCUGGCAGGGACCCUGCCUGUCUUGCUGCUGCUUCUUGGGGGAGCCAGUUACUUCCUGUGGCGACAGCAGGAGGAAAAAAAGACUCUGUUCAGAAAGAAAAAGAGAGAGCAAGAGUUGAGAGAACUGGCAUGGAGCACAGUGAAGCAAGAAAAAAGCAUAAGAGAGAAGCUCCUGGAGGAACUCAGAUGGAGAAGUAUGCAGUACACGGUUUUGGGAGAGAGACCUUCAGCCUAUAAUGAAUGGAAAAAGGCCCUCUUCAAGCCAGCGGAUGUGAUUCUGGAUCCCAAAACAGCAAACCCCAUCCUCCUUGUUUCUGAGGACCAGAGGAGUGUGCAGCGUGCCAAGGAGCCCCAGGAUCUGCCAGACAACCCUGAGAGAUUUGAUUGGCAUUAUUGUGUUCUCGGCUGUGAGAGCUUCAUGUCAGGGAGACAUUACUGGGAGGUGGAGGUAGGGGACAGGAAAGAGUGGCAUAUAGGGGUGUGUAGUAAGAAUGUGCAGAGAAAAGGUUGGGUCAAAAUGACACCUGAGAACGGAUUCUGGACUAUGGGGCUGACUGAUGGGAAAAAGUAUCGGACUCUAACUGAGCCCAGAACCAACCUGGAACUUCCGGAAUCCCCUAGGAAAGUGGGGGUCUUCCUGGACUAUGAGACUGGAGAUAUCUCAUUCUACAAUGCUGUGAAUGGAUCGCAUAUUCAUACUUUCAUGGACAACUACUUCUCUGAGCCUCUAUAUCCUGUUUUCAGAAUUUUGACUUUGGAGCCCACUGCCCUGACCAUUUGUCCAGCGCCAAAAGAAGAAGAGAGUGUCUCCCUAGAGACACCAGUGACCCUGGGCUUAGCUAGGGAAAGUGGGGAGCCUCAGGCUGAAGUAACUUCUCUGCUUCUCCCUGCCCAGCUUAGGGCUGAGGGCCUCCCCCUCUACAGCAACCAAUCACAACCAUAA
Mandrillus leucophaeus (drill) is the source of this 2057-nucleotide messenger RNA. RefSeq names its product butyrophilin subfamily 3 member A1-like. Gene Ontology annotation, biological process: regulation of cytokine production; T cell receptor signaling pathway. Gene Ontology annotation, cellular component: external side of plasma membrane. The record is from RefSeq and is a predicted model, not a curated record. Lineage: Eukaryota; Metazoa; Chordata; Mammalia; Primates; Cercopithecidae. Gene Ontology annotation, molecular function: signaling receptor binding.